GAUUUUAUCUUCUAAAUUAAUUAUGAAUUAAACUCUUUAGUAGCCAGAUCAAAUGGCUAUCAAAUGUUAUAUAAACAAAACAUCUUAAUAGUACUAAAAUACUAUUCUUAAUAAAAAUACUAAACCCGGUUGAACUCAAGUGGACCACAUUAAACCAUAAUCCAAGAGUUUAUCCGGUUUAGUUGCCGGUCCGGUUUUAAGAACAUUGCUGAAUACAUAUCAUCACUUAACUAUAAGUCCACCUACUUAAGAUUGAUUGGAUAUGUAUUUUGUUGAAAUAUCAAUCAAAAGUUCAGAAAGAUAAUGUAUAGUAAAAAUAUUUAAUUCUGAUUAAUAUGAGAUUUUUUUCUCUCUUGUUUCUAGCAACUUAGGUUGGUUAUCGUGUGAUCUGUUGAUGUCUUAAUGCUAUGGGGAAAAAAUUAAAUUUUAGAUCAGAUCUUUAUAUUUGUAGGUUCAAUUGACUACAGGUGGGUGUAAUGUUUUCCCACUUUCGUGGACUGAUCAUGGUUUAUUUGGGCUUCCUUAUUUGAGUGUGUAACUGCAGUUUAGUUUUACAUUCGGUCUAUAAGAAAUGUAUCUUCUACAUUUUAUAUAAAGCAACUUAACAAAUACGAAUUUCUUUUGUAUAUGUAUGCCUUUUUUCUUCUGUAUAAUUAUUAUUUUUAGUUAUACGAAUUAUAAUAAGUAGUUUAGUUUCAAUAGAACUAUUUUGGCUACUUUCCUAUAGAGACAAUAGUUCAUCGAUGAUAGAUAUAUAUACGCUUCUAUGUUAUCCAAUACAUCACACACUUUCAUAUUCAUGAGUAUACAUUUUUCAAAAGUAAACGUAAAACAUUGCAGAAUCAGGAAGCCAAAUAACUUUCGCUACGUGAAAAUCCGACUCCGUGACCUUUUUGAUGCCACGAACGGUCGAUGAAGAGGCAAUUUUGAGUUUUAAGUAAAAAGUAAUAUUCUAUAAGCAAGAAAAUUGGGGGUGUGUGAACUUAUCAGCGGUUGUCGCCAACCUCGUAUAUAAGCGUAUACGCAUUAUAUAUUAUAAAGUUUUAUGUAGUAGUUAAUUCUCAAAAAGGCUAUUCUUGUUGUAAAUAACGAAUAUAACUCCUAACCAUAGGUCCGCAUAGAAUGCCUUCCGUCUACACGGUUUAACAAUAGUUAUUUCAGAAAUAUGGUUUAAUAAACUGAAUGCCAGGGGAUGAGUAUCUAGUGGUUGUAUUAAAUGGAGAAGAUCCCAAAAUUUUAAAUAUUUGCGUUUUCCAAGCAUUUCAAAGCUCCGUAUAUUAAAACAACCCAUGGUCAAGUACAUCUGUACAUGUAAGAAAAUAAAAACUCGUUAUUAUAGUGGAACAGCUGUUUUUUCGAUAAUAAAAGAAUAAAUUACAGUAAAACAGAAGCAUCCAGUAAAAUGGAAUAGAGUCACUUAUAAAUGGCCGUUUCAGAAGGCUUGCACUAUGUCUGUGUACAUCAGUAGCUUCAACGCUCAUUUCACUUCCCCCCUCUCUCUCUCCCUCUCUCUCUAUUUUCUCCAGAAAUAAAGAUCCUCUCUGUCUCUACACUCCUUUGACAUUUACUUUAAACACUAGAUCAUAUCAGAUCCCACGCGCGUAUAUAGAAGGUUCGUGUAUAUUCAAGUAAGUAUUUCUUUUGACUCAUGUUUAUGUAUGGAUGCAUAAUCAUGUUAGUUAGCCCGAUAUUGUUUUCUUUGGUUAUGUGACUUAUGUUGUUUACUCUGCCUCCUCUGUUUCAGUUUGGUGCGAGUAGUGAUUAUGGAUCAAUCUGAGCUUCAUUUGCUUGUGUUUUUUUCUUAUUACCUAAUCUCUUCGUUUCAUAUUAAGUGUUGUUGUAGAAAAAAAUACAAAAUAAGUGUCAUUUUCGAUUUUUAAUGCAAAAUUAUUAAUUUUAUUUAACAAUUUAUUUAUCUAUUGGUUGAAAUAUGGUUAGAUAUAUAGAUAAUUGUGUUUUUAUAUAUGAAAUAUACAAAAUUAAUUGUUUUCUUAAUUUGUGUGCACAAACUCAAAAUGACACUUAAAUUGAAACAUAUGUAAUAUUAUUUUUAAAUCAAAUUGUGUGUUUCCAACUUUCUUGGAUCAUUAAUUAGGAUUAGUUUUCUUAAAACGUAUUUGUUGGAAUUUAUCUCUUCAUGAAUACAAGACAUUUUUUGGGUGCAUGAAUCAAAUGAUUCACAAAUAAACCAAUGACGAAAAUAAUGUUACUACAAUAGACAGGAAAAAUAUAAUGUCCUAAUUAAAUAAGAGGAAAUGUUUAGUUUGAUGAGUAAAUCUGUGAGCAAUUACAACAACUUGCAGUCUCACUCACAUUAGUGUUUGUAUCCCAAAAAAGGGUGUUUGUAUCCUCUGUUCAGAUUUAGAUGUCACGAGUCAACCUUUGGGAGUAACAAGAGUAGAGUAUACUCAGGUAGGUUAUCCAUGGCUCUAAAAUUGCCAAUUACUUCAUUCUUCAGGUUUGGUCAACAUGCCCUUUUAAGUAUUACAUCAACAAACUUCAUGGCUUGUGAGUGUGGGAUCAACGAUACGAGAAAACAAAAUAAAAUUCAAGUGGAGUUUAAAUGUUUAAUUCUAUUUGCUUCUAAAAUUAUAUGAUUCAUAAGUCAAUCUUAUAACACUCAAGAAUGUUACAAGUUACUAAUACGGAAUUUUUAGUGAAACUACAGAGCUGAAGACGAAUGGCAAGUGAUCAGUUACAAGUGUUGAAUGCACUUGAUGUAGCAAAGACGCAAUGGUACCAUUUUACAGCGAUUAUAAUUGCCGGAAUGGGAUUCUUCACCGACGCUUACGAUCUCUUUUGCAUCUCACUUGUCACCAAGCUCCUCGGCCGCAUUUACUACCACGUGGAAGGCUCUCCGAAGCCUGGCACUCUCCCUCCUAACGUUGCUGCUGCCGUUAACGGCGUUGCCUUCUGUGGGACCAUCGUAGGUCAGCUCUUUUUCGGGUGGCUUGGUGAUAAGCUCGGGAGGAAGAAAGUUUAUGGUAUGACGUUGAUGGUCAUGGUCACUUGCUCUGUAGCUUCCGGUCUCUCUUUCGGGCACGAGCCAAAAGCCGUGAUGUCCACGCUAUGUUUUUUUAGGUUUUGGCUUGGGUUUGGGAUCGGUGGUGACUAUCCUUUAUCCGCAACGAUCAUGGCUGAAUACGCUAACAAGAAGACUCGUGGAGCGUUUAUUGCUGCGGUUUUCGCCAUGCAAGGGUUUGGAAUCAUGGCUGGUGGCAUCUUUGCUAUAAUUAUUUCAUCUGUUUUUGAAGCUAAGUUCCCUGCGCCAGCCUAUGCGGAUGAUGCCUUGGGAUCCACGGUUUCUCAAGCAGAUUUUGUAUGGCGUAUAGUCUUGAUGGUUGGUGCUAUCCCUGCCGCAAUGACGUAUUACUCACGGUCCAAGAUGCCGGAAACCGCAAGAUACACAGCUUUGGUUGCUAAAGACGUAAAGCAAGCUGCUUCAGACAUGUCUAGGGUUCUGCAAGUGCAGAUAGAGACAGAACAGCAGGAAGUGGAGAGCAAAGAGUUUUCCUUGUUUUCCAAGGAAUUCAUGAGGCGCCACGGGCUUCAUUUGCUCGGCACUACAUCAACCUGGUUCCUCCUUGACAUUGCUUUCUUCAGUCAAAACCUCUUUCAGAAGGAUAUUUACAGCGCAAUCGGGUGGAUUCCUCCGGCUCAAACCAUGAACGCGAUUCAAGAAGUGUUCAAGAUCGCAUGUGCACAAACCAUCAUAGCCUUGUGUAGCGCGGUGCCUGGUUACUGGUUCACAGUUGCGUUCAUCGACGUUAUUGGAAGAUUCACGAUUCAGAUAAUGGGAUUCUUCUUCAUGAUGGUCUUUAUGUUUGCUCUGGCUAUACCUUACAAUCACUGGACUCACAAGGAGAACCGUAUCGGUUUUGUAAUCAUGUACUCGUUAACAUUCUUUUUCGCCAACUUUGGACCUAAUGCUACAACCUUCAUCGUACCGGCCGAAAUCUUCCCGGCCCGGUUUGGAUCCACAUGCCAUGGUAUCUCUGCAGCAUCAGGAAAAGUAGGUGCAAUAGUUGGUGCUUUUGGGUUCUUGUACUUGUCCCAAAGUCCUGACAAGGACAAGACAGAUGCAGGAUACCCUCCAGGGAUUGGGGUCAGGAACUCACUUAUUAUGUUAGGUGUGGUUAACUUCUUGGGUUUUCUCUUCACUUUCUUGGUGCCUGAAGCUAAGGGAAAGUCUCUUGAGGAAAUGUCCGGUGAAAAUGAAGACAACGACAACAAUAUUAGAACGGUCCCAAUAGUAUAGAUGGGCGCAACAUGAGGUGGAAGGUGGGGACUAUUACCAUCGGGAAAUAUCAGUUUUACGAUUCUCAGA
This is a messenger RNA of Brassica napus (rape), 4327 nucleotides long. RefSeq names its product inorganic phosphate transporter 1-4-like. The transcript has 2 exons. Gene Ontology annotation, biological process: transmembrane transport; phosphate ion transport. Lineage: Eukaryota; Viridiplantae; Streptophyta; Magnoliopsida; Brassicales; Brassicaceae. Gene Ontology annotation, cellular component: membrane. The record is from RefSeq and is a predicted model, not a curated record. Bases 2681 to 4258 code for a protein of 525 amino acids. Gene Ontology annotation, molecular function: phosphate transmembrane transporter activity.